CUGGCGGGAACGAGCGAGCGAGCGAGCGAGCGGGCGCCUGCCCUGUCGCGCAGCCGGGUUUGAAUCUUCCACAAGGAGCGGUGGCCGCGAGUGUGCUUGGCUGACAAUGGCAGAUGAAUUGGAAAAGUUUCUUGAGGAACAAAGGGACAAAUUAGCACAAGAUAAAAUCGAGCUGGACCAAGAUCCACCAUAUAUGGAGAUGAGAACAAAGUCUUCAAACCCAUUUGGUAAGACUAAUCAAGCAGCUCACUCAUCUACCAAUGCAAAUAACCACCCAACCAUGCAACCUAUGAAAGACAAUCUACAAACGGAUAGAUCUAAAGAUGAAAACUAUGGGGUAAGCCUGCAACUUGGAUUAGAAUAUGAUCAAAAGAAACAGAAAUUGAAGGAGGAACUUCGGCAAGACUACAGACGCUACAUGGCUGAGAAAAAUGCUAGGAUUCAAAGGGAGUUGCAGCCAACAGUCGAGAGCCUUUCACUUCCCAUCUCUGACAGAAAAUCGGCAAAGGACAGAUUGAGAAUAGAAAGAAACCAGGAAUACAAUCAAUUAUUAAGAGCGCAAGACAAAAAUGAACAAAUCAGAAGAGACGGCAGAUGGAUUCCAAAGGAGAAUAUUGAUCCUUCGGAUGAAUCCAGAUUUCAGGCUGCACCUCAUAUUAGAUCUGGUCAACCCCAACAUGAACCGGUUUCUUAUAGCAAUGAUGCAUAUACAUCAAUGCAGGCCUAUGAGGAGUUGUUGAAUAAAAAGCGUCAGGAAGAACAUAGAUAUCGCAGGUCUGAUGAUCCUGACGUUGGUCAUAGAAGAAAUGUACAGACGCAGACAGAUAGAUCAUGGGAUUAUGAAAAUAAUUUUUCAGAUUCAAGCAACUACUUCGAAAGGUUGAAAAAUGAGUACAGGCAAUACAAAGAACUACGUGAUCAGAAAAAACCAAUGUACAUUGAAGAUGAGUAUAAGAAAGAACACAGAAGGCGACCUGUUUCAGCAACUGAGAAAUCUAGAUUUUUGACAAAUGAAAUACAUGACUCACCAAGAGAACGGUCCAAGUCUGCUGUAGUGAAAGAUGAUGCUGUGUUUGGUACUGGUUUAUUAUUUGGUAACAAUGAGCGUGAGAGUGCUCAGAGAAGAAGAAGGGAAAGAUACAGACAAGAUUUGCUGGAACAAAUAUCAGAAAGGCAGAAUAACAAGAAAAGGGAGAAGGAACUUGAGCUUAAUGUUGCUGCUUCAGGAGCUGUGGACCCAGAGAAGGAACCAGAUCGAAUACGGCAGUUUGGUGCUGUUAUGCACCAACACAAUUCCCGCAGGCACGAUGCCCUUGACCAGAGAGGUGGAGUCCAUUUUGCAAAAUAUGCAAGUGAUGAUGGAUUUGCCGAGGGACAGCCACCUGAACGUCCCAGGAUAGCUUUCCAGACUCCUGUAAUUGAUGAUCGGAAUCUGACCGGUGGAAUGUGGAAUCCCCUUCGGAAUAUGAUGGCUCCAAGGCUUAAUGCAGUUCCCCCUCCACCACCACCACUGCUGAUGGAACAGUACCAUACUCCUUAUGACAAUGCUUAUUAUUUUUAUGGGGCUAGAAAUCCUUUGGAUCCACACUUGGCUCACUAUGGCCCAGGAGUCAUUGGAGCACAGCCUUCAUCCUUGAUCAAUCCUUCCAGUAGGCUGGCCAACGUGCCCAUGCAAAGUUAUCCACAUAUUGCCUCUGUAGACCAAUCUUUCGCGCCAAAUGUUCAUGAUGCCACCACUAUUAGAAAUUCAGAAGGUGGAUUCUUACCAGAGCAGCAAGCAGGUUUUUCAAAGCAAAGUCCACAAACCUACAAGGAUUUCUUGCAAAAACAGAUGCAAGAACGAGAGGAAAGGAAGAAAAAAGAAAAGGAAGAAACACUGAAAUAUGAUGCAAAAGUUCAGCAGGAAAUGAAAAUUUACAAUCCAUGGGGAAGAGGAGGUGGAGGUGCACCUCUAAGAGAUGCAGAAGGAAAUUUGCUAACUGAUCUGAAGAAAAUGCAUAAACAGAAUGAAAAUGCCUACAGGGGCUUCCCUCAUCAACAAAAUCAAGAUCCUAAAGUCACGGUACCUCUUGAUCAGAAUUUAACCAGACCAGGUGCUGCAACUCCUCAAGAGAAAGCCAGAGGUUUUACUUUUGCAAAUGCAUCACAAUAUUCCCAAGGAAAUCCGAUCAUCGAUCAACAAAUUGAAAGAAAAGUUCCUGAUCAGGAAAAAUAUAAAGAAUAUCUACGCUUACAAAUUGAAGAAAAGCGGCUUAAAGCAGAGGAAGAACGUGAAAACAGUAAACUUGAAGAGCAACGAGAAGAAAAGCGGUUCGCUGAACAGAGAGUACAAAUUGUAAAAGAACUUGAAGAGGAACAGGAAAAGAAACGACGUAAAGAAGAGGAGCAAAAGCUCAAAAAUGAAGAAAUUGUACGAUUGGCUGAAGAACGUCGUAAAGUAGCAGAAAAAAAGCGAAAAGAAGAGGAGGAAAAACAGGAGGAGUUAUUCCAACAGCAUGCGGAAAGGGCACAGCGUGAAAGGGUAGACGAAAAGAGAACACCUUCUCCACCAAUUCCAACUGUGAAGAACAAACAGGUUACAGAUCCAAGAGCUGAUUUGCCUCCUUCUUCAAAUGGCUCCAUCCAUGAAUUAGACAUACAACAUCCACAUUCUGGGACCAAGUCACCGCCUGUUCCAGCUCGACGAAACCAACUUCGAGCAAAUGAGGAAAAGAGAGAUAUAAUUAGUGAGUUGUCAGCUUUGAGGAAACAGCUGCGAAGCGAGGAACGUCGUCUUGAGGACCAGUAUCAAAAUGCUGACAUGGAAGAUGAUGGAGCAGUUGCCAUGGGCAGGAAGCGAGAUAGAAAUCACGUUGAUGUCUUUGAUUUGGCUAGACAACGUAUACAGGCCCUGGUACACCGACCUUCUUCAAAAGGGCUAGAUUCUGUUAAUUUACAAAACAUUAGAGAAUUCAAUGACCUAAAGUACAGAGAUUCAGCAACACGUGCUCAAGUAAGACAAAUGUAUCCAGACCCUCCAAAUGAUAGUAAUACACUGGAGAUUCAACAGGAGGCCUUAUUGAGAGAACAGCGAAAGAAACUGGACACCAUGAAAAGGAAACAAGCAGCUUCCCAUAUGAAUUCACGCAAUAUUGAAUUGCAGGCAAGAGGUUCUCAGGAAGACUUAAUGAAGAAUUCUUUGCUGGAAUCAGAUAGUGCCUUUUUAGGAAGUCAUGGAGAAACUUUCCCUUAUCCUGUAGAUGUUGGGACAACAGCAACUGAACUACCUCCACGCGAGAGACGGCGCCGGAAUCAAAAUAGACAGGACUUGGAAUCUGAUGUUCCACCUGCUGUGCAACCCCCAUCACAGCCAGAUUCCAUCUCCCUACACUCUGCAUCCAGUUUUAAUGUGGAGCAAGUAAGAGCCAGAAAUGAGCGGCGAAUGAAACGUUUGCAGGAUAUGCAGCAUCCAGGUAAUGAUGCAGUUGAUGAUGACGACUUUCUGAGCCAGUUCAUUUUAAAAGAUAAGGAAAGACCAAGCUCUGUUGAAACAGAAGCCACCGACGUAUGGCUACGACCAGGAACAUCAGAAACUUUAAAGAGGUUUAUGGCUGAUCAUACGCAACUUGACCGAGGACCUUCAGAUCUUGCAUCUGAUUUCAACUGGAGAAGGCAAACGCACUUUACGGCAAAUGACUAAUUUGGCUGGGAAAAUUAGUCAAUUAAUAUAUGUGCCUUCAAAUGGGGAAACAAGUCAUCCUUGAUGGACUUUGUUAUUUAGCUACUAUUCAGGACAUUGUAUACAAAUGAUUUUCCUCUGCUAACCAAUAAGUGGCCUUUAAUGAAAAGCUAAAUAAGCCCCCAAAAUUAUUUUAUCCAUUUGUUGUUUCUCACUAAUUGCAAAUUGGUAUAAUUUCCACAUGAUUAAUUAUUCACAAAAUUACACUGGAAAAGGUCACAACAAAUUUUGCAUACUGAACCUGGCACUAAUUUGUGCUGCUGCUUGGAUGUGACUUGUGUUUCUUUUUUUUGUACUUGAAUUUUAUUUAUAUUGGUAUUCAAAUCCGUUGAAAUGAAAGUCUGUAAAAAUAAAGUUGUAUUUUAAAAGGAAAUUGAUUAGUAAUGGUCAAUGUUUAAUACAGUUCCAGGUAAGAGUAUUCUUCCUCCUCCUAACAUUAAUCAAGUGUUAAUAUCCUUGUAUUUUAAUGGCCGAGUUAACGUACUAAAACUUAGAGAUAUAAGACAUAAAAAUGCUGGAAUCUUGAGCAAAAUCUAAAGUGCUGGUGAAACUCAGUAUUUCAGGCAGCAUCUGAGGAGGGAAAUGUCUUGUGCAACAAACAAAGUCUCUCCACACAUUUCCCUCCACAGAGGCCGCCUGACCCACUGAGUUCCUCUCGUACUAUUUAUUUGUAAUAAAACCUCUAAGACUUGGUA
Messenger RNA from Amblyraja radiata (thorny skate), 4413 nucleotides. It is a transcript of the gene cspp1a, whose product is annotated as centrosome and spindle pole associated protein 1a. Gene Ontology annotation, biological process: positive regulation of cytokinesis. The coding region runs from base 107 to 3679 and encodes 1190 amino acids. Lineage: Eukaryota; Metazoa; Chordata; Chondrichthyes; Rajiformes; Rajidae. Gene Ontology annotation, cellular component: centrosome; microtubule; spindle pole. The transcript has 31 exons. The record is from RefSeq and is a predicted model, not a curated record.